UCGGAAUUUGACCACUCAGUAGUUGACUAUCACAAAUCAAGUUUGCUUCUUUGCAAAAGCCAAAGUUUCGAACUUUCUCCAAUAGAGAUGAGCAAGAACAAUAAGAAGAAGAGAAGAUGGGAUUUGAAGAACGGAGGGAUUCUAUUAGAGGAGCUAAUCGCUUCCUUCGACGGCAAAACCAAUCCGAUUCGUUGCUUCUCCUCCGAUCAGAUCCUUAAAGCUACCGACAAUUUCUCCGAAAGCCGAAUUAUCUCCAGCUGGGGAUACUUCAUAUGGUACAAAGGCGUAAUCGAAGAAAGACAAGUUUCAAUCAAGAAAUGGUCGAGUCAAAAUCUCUCAAGCUUCACAGAAGCGUAUAGAGAUAUCUCUGUAUCCUCUCAGAUGAGUGGACACAAGAACGCUUUAAAGCUUAUAGGUUGUUGUUUGGAGUUUGAUCUUCCAGCUUUAGUCUGUGAAUACACAGAACACGGACCGCUUAAUAGAGACGGAGGACUCUCAAGUGGAGUGGUUUUACCAUGGAAAGUGAGAUUGAAGAUUGCUAAAGAGAUAGCUAGUUCUGUGACUUAUCUUCACACGGCGUUUCCAGAGACUAUAGUCCAUCGGAAUAUAAAUCCGACGAACAUUUUCAUUGAUGAGAAUUGGACGGCGAAGCUUUCUGAUUUCUGGUUCUGUGUUGCAAUACCAGAGGGGGAAUUGUAUGUAGAAGAUGAUGUGAAAGGUGUGAUUGGUUUUGUUGAUCCGGACUAUUACUGGACAAUGAAAGUUACUGAGAAAGUGGAUAUUUAUAGCUUUGGUGUUGUGAUGUUGGUUUUGUUGUCUGGAAGAGCUGCUGUGUUUAAUGGACCAGAUGAGGCUCCUAUGUCGCUUAAUGAUCAUGUGUCUGAGGUAAUGGAGAAAGGUGAGUUUGAUGAGAUUGUUGAUAAAGAGAUAUGGAAUGAUUUGGGUGGGGAUGAUGAUUUGGUUUUGAGACGGUCUCAGGUUAAAGCGUUUCUUAGAUUAGCGUUGAGAUGUGUAAGAUAUAAGAAGGAAGAUCCAGUGAGUGGUAUGCUUGAAGUUGCUAAAGAGCUCAAAUUGAUUGAGAAACUCUCUUGAUUAGUCUUCCUUGUCUUGUUAGUUUCUUCAUACCUCUUGAAAGAAUGAUAACUUCUGAGAAGUUUUAGUGAUGUCUCAAUGUGUUUGAGUUCUUGUGUUAGUCUUUAUCUUGUACUAUCAAGAACUCAAAUGUCAUAUAUUGAGCUUAUUUUUUAUUAAUUCCAUUAUCGAAUAAAGACAUUUUUUUGGCCAGCCAGAGAGGGUAACUUUACUCUCCUAAGUGUGAAUUUUUUA
This is a messenger RNA of Arabidopsis thaliana (thale cress), 1326 nucleotides long. Its product is annotated as Protein kinase superfamily protein. The record is from RefSeq and is marked reviewed. Gene Ontology annotation, cellular component: cytosol; plasma membrane; nucleus. Lineage: Eukaryota; Viridiplantae; Streptophyta; Magnoliopsida; Brassicales; Brassicaceae. Gene Ontology annotation, biological process: defense response to bacterium; response to temperature stimulus; cell surface receptor signaling pathway. The transcript has a single exon. The coding region runs from base 88 to 1092 and encodes 334 amino acids. Gene Ontology annotation, molecular function: ATP binding.